Mustela lutreola (European mink) is the source of this 1332-nucleotide messenger RNA. RefSeq names its product cms1 ribosomal small subunit homolog (gene CMSS1). Gene Ontology annotation, cellular component: 90S preribosome; nucleus. NCBI's taxonomy places the organism in Eukaryota, Metazoa, Chordata, Mammalia, Carnivora, Mustelidae. The record is from RefSeq and is a predicted model, not a curated record. The transcript has 12 exons. Bases 327 to 1109 code for a protein of 260 amino acids.
CCACUGUCCGCUUUCCCUUGGUGGUCCGCUCACAACUAGACCCACUGGAGAUGGCAGACGACCUUGGAGACGAGUGGUGGGAGAACCAGCCUGCAGGUGGAGCCAGCAGCCCAGGACUAUUCACGUUCUGCAUGUCUUACUCUCACGAAACCAGAUCAUCCUGUGUUCUCAUUCUCAAUGUCUUUUGCCCAGGUGAGACCCAAGGUGGUUACAUGACUUGCCCAAGGUUGUCAAACUAGUUGGAGCCUGGGUGUCCUGACUUUCUCAAGCCUCAAGCAUAUGCCUUUUCCCAUGGUACCAAAGGAGGACUGAUACCCUGAUCCUUUAUGAAUGCAGAAGCAUCAGGUGGUGAAGGAGGAGGAGACCCAGAAAUGCAGCAGGAGACAGCUCCAGUACCAGCCCUGUCAAAGAAGACCAAACAGCCUAAAGAAUGUUUCUUGAUACAACCAAAGGAAACAAAAGAAGAUGCCACCAAGACAAGGAAGAGAAGAAAGAAGAAAAUUACAGAUGUUCUUGCAAAAUCAGAGCCAAAACCAGGGACACCUGAAGACCUACAAAAACUGAUGAAGGACUAUUACAGCAGUAAUCGUUCAGUGAUUGAAUUAGAAGAACUAAACCUACCAGACUCCUGUUUCCUCAAGGCCAAUGAUUUGACUCAUAGUCUCUCAUCAUACCUAAAAGAAAUCUGCCCUAAGUGGGUAAAACUUCGGAAAAACCAUAAUGAGAAGAAAUCAGUCCUGAUGUUGAUCAUCUGCAGCUCUGCUGUCCGGGCCUUGGAGCUCAUUAGGUCAAUGACAGCAUUUAGAGGAGACAGCAAAGUUAUGAAAUUAUUUGCAAAACACAUUAAGGUCCAAGAGCAGGUAAAGUUGCUGGAGAAGCGUGUGGUACACCUGGGCGUAGGAACCCCGGGGAGAAUUAAAGAACUCGUUAAACAAGGUGGCCUUAAUUUGAACCCCUUAAAGUUUCUCGUUUUUGACUGGAACUGGAGAGAUCAGAAGUUGAGGAGAAUGAUGGACAUUCCCGAGAUAAGAAAGGAGGUUUUUGAACUUCUGGAAAUGGGAGUCCUCAGUCUAUGCAAGUCUGAAUCUUUGAAGCUCGGCCUUUUCUAAGUCUGGGUCCUAAUGAAAAUUCCAGUUUUUAUGGUGGGAUUUGCAUCUCAUUUAGUAGCUCUGGAAUAUUGCAAGGACUCAGUAAAUAUCAGCUAUUGUUUUAUUAUGUUAACUGGAUCACCCCAUGAAUCACUAGAAAUUUUUGGUGGAGAUUCUUUGACAGAAAUGGAGCUAUCCUUUGCCAACUUCUCUGUAUAAUAAAGUAUCACCAGCUUGUGUAUGA